Piliocolobus tephrosceles (Ugandan red Colobus) is the source of this 3012-nucleotide messenger RNA. It is a transcript of the gene APBA2, whose product is annotated as amyloid beta precursor protein binding family A member 2. Gene Ontology annotation, biological process: chemical synaptic transmission. The record is from RefSeq and is a predicted model, not a curated record. Gene Ontology annotation, molecular function: protein binding; amyloid-beta binding. The transcript is spliced from 14 exons. NCBI's taxonomy places the organism in Eukaryota, Metazoa, Chordata, Mammalia, Primates, Cercopithecidae. Gene Ontology annotation, cellular component: plasma membrane; dendritic spine; cytoplasm. Bases 456 to 2720 code for a protein of 754 amino acids.
AGCCGCAGGCCGGUGCGGGAUGCGCCCCGCAGCCGCGCCGCGUGCGCCCGGCAGAGGCGGCCCUGCGUGCCGUACGCUGCGUCCGGGGCGCGCCCGCCGCUAUUCGGGAAGCUAUUCAGCUUCCCGGGCUCAUUAGCAGUCGCGGUGUGCGGCUCGGCGCGGGCUCACAAAGAGCUCGGCCUCGCGGACUGAGCCGGCGGCGGGGCGGGGACGGCGGCGUACCGGGGCAGCCCAGCGCCCUGGCCAGUCUCCUGAAUAUUUACGCAUUGCCGAAUCUCCUGUGGACAAACCACCAACAGGCCAGGACUGUCCCGUGGACAGACGGGGUGAGCCUCUUCCAGUGUCUGGAGAUUCCGAAAAGAUUUGAUCACCAGGCAGGAGAUUUUUCGGGACAUUACCAAACCACUCAUUUUCGUGGCUGCCUCUGGGUGAUGAUGGCCGCAUGAGCACCUGCCAUGGCCCACCGGAAGCGUGAGAGCGCGGGGAGCGGCAUGUUGGACCAUAGGGUGAGACCGGGUCCUGUCCCCCACAGCCAGGAGCCCGAGAGCGAGGACAUGGAGCUGCCCUUGGAGGGCUAUGUGCCCGAGGGCCUGGAGCUGGCUGCUCUGCGGCCAGAGAGCCCCACGCCCGAGGAACAGGAGUGCCACAACCAUAGCCCCGAUGGGGACUCCAGUUCCGACUAUGUGAACAACACCUCCGAGGAGGAGGACUAUGACGAGGGCCUCCCUGAGGAGGAGGAGGGCAUCACCUACUACAUCCGCUACUGUCCUGAGGACGACAGCUACCUGGAGGGCAUGGACUGCAAUGGGGAGGAGUACCUGGCUCACGGCGCACACCCCGUGGACACGGACGAGUGCCAGGAGGCGGUGGAGGAGUGGACGGACUCCGCGGGCCCACACCCCCACGGCCACGAGGCUGAAGGCAGCCAGGACUACCCGGAUGGCCAACUGCCCAUCCCGGAGGAUGAGCCCUCUGUCCUUGAGGCCCACGACCAGGAAGAAGACGGUCACUACUGUCCCAGCAAAGAGGGCUACCAGGACUACUACCCCGAGGAGGCCAACGGGAACACGGGCGCCUCCCCCUACCACCUGAGGCGCGGGGAUGGGGACUUGGAGGACCAGGAGGAGGACAUCGACCAGAUCGUGUCUGAAAUCAAGAUGAGCCUGAGCAUGACCAGCAUCACCAGUGCCUGUGAGGCCAGCCCCGAGCAUGGACCUGAGCCGGGGCCUGGGGACUCUGCAGAGGCCUGCCCGCACAGCAAGGCCACCUGCAGCCCCAGCACCUACGAGGCGAGGCCCAAGUCGCUGAACCUCCCUCCUGAGGCCAAGCACCCCGGAGACCCCCAGAGAGGCUUCAAGCCCAAGACUAGGACCCCAGAAGAGAGGCCGAAGUGGCUCCCGGAGCAGGUUUGCAAUGGUCUGGAGCAGCCAAGGAAGCAGCAGCGCUCUGAUCUCAAUGGACCUGUUGACAAUAACAACAUUCCAGAGACAAAGAAGGUGGCAUCAUUUCCAAGUUUUGUGGCUGUUCCAGGGCCCUGUGAACCAGAAGACCUCAUCGAUGGGAUCAUCUUUGCUGCCAAUUACCUGGGGUCCACCCAGCUGCUGUCAGAACGGAACCCUUCCAAAAACAUCAGAAUGAUGCAAGCGCAGGAGGCCGUCAGCCGGGUCAAGAAUUCUGAGGGGGACGCCCAGACGCUGACGGAAGUGGACCUGUUCAUUUCCACGCAGAGGAUCAAGGUUUUAAAUGCAGACACACAGGAAACCAUGAUGGACCAUGCCUUGCGUACCAUCUCCUACAUCGCCGACAUCGGGAACAUCGUGGUGCUGAUGGCCAGACGCCGCAUGCCCCGGUCAGCCUCUCAGGACUGCAUCGAGACCACACCCGGGGCCCAGGAAGGCAAGAAGCAGUAUAAGAUGAUCUGCCAUGUGUUCGAAUCAGAGGAUGCGCAGCUCAUCGCCCAGUCCAUCGGCCAGGCCUUCAGCGUGGCCUACCAGGAGUUCCUGCGAGCCAAUGGCAUCAACCCCGAAGACCUGAGCCAGAAGGAGUACAGCGAUAUCAUCAACACCCAGGAGAUGUACAACGACGACCUCAUCCACUUCUCCAACUCGGAGAACUGCAAGGAGAGGCCCCAGUUCCUGCCGCCAGCCCCUCUCACACUGCUGAUCACUUUGCAGCUGCAGCUGGAGAAGCACAAGGGCGAGAUCCUGGGCGUGGUGGUGGUGGAGUCAGGCUGGGGCUCCAUCCUGCCCACGGUGAUCCUGGCCAACAUGAUGAAUGGCGGCCCGGCUGCCCGCUCGGGGAAGCUGAGCAUCGGGGACCAGAUCAUGUCCAUCAAUGGCACCAGCCUGGUGGGGCUGCCACUUGCCACCUGCCAAGGCAUCAUCAAGGGCCUGAAGAACCAGACACAGGUGAAGCUCAACAUCGUCAGCUGUCCCCCGGUCACCACGGUCCUCAUCAAGCGGCCAGACCUCAAGUACCAGCUGGGCUUCAGCGUGCAGAAUGGCAUUAUUUGCAGCCUCAUGAGAGGGGGCAUUGCCGAGCGAGGGGGCGUCCGCGUUGGCCAUCGCAUCAUCGAGAUCAACGGGCAGAGCGUGGUGGCCACAGCCCACGAGAAGAUAGUCCAAGCUCUGUCCAACUCGGUCGGAGAGAUCCACAUGAAGACCAUGCCCGCCGCCAUGUUCAGGCUUCUCACGGGCCAGGAGACCCCGCUGUACAUCUAGGCCCCUCCAGCCUGGCCACGCAGCCUGGACACCGGGCAGGACCACCCGGGCCCGGAGGAGCUGGGAGCCGGGCCGCAGAUUUGACCCCGACGCCACAGCCCAGCCACGGACACUGGCUCCCCAAAGGGCGUGCCCUCACCGCCCACUUGGUAUCUUUUGUUUUCAUUUUGCCAAAAAGGGGUAUGUCUUGAUCAAAGGAGAGUCACAGAACAAAUGUUGUAAAGCGUUCGAGUAUUUUGCCAUGUUCUGGCCUGUCUUCUCCCUGCGCCAGCCAGGGUGUGUCUCGGUAGCU